Molecule: messenger RNA, 1295 nt
Organism: Drosophila busckii
Lineage: Eukaryota; Metazoa; Arthropoda; Insecta; Diptera; Drosophilidae
Exons: 3
Coding region: 84-980 (298 amino acids)
Cellular component (GO): chitin-based extracellular matrix
Molecular function (GO): structural constituent of chitin-based larval cuticle
Source: RefSeq, a predicted model, not a curated record
UGUCAAUGAAUGUGCGCGGAAGUAAAAAAAAAUUGUGACAAAGUCAACAACAAAUGUGAUUCAAUUGCUUAUUAAUAUUCAAAAUGAAUAAUUUGUUAAGCGCUUUAAGAUUCUGGCUGCCUCUGCUGCUGCUGCUCACCGCAAAAGUAUACGCCGCGUGGGCCAAGGCAGUGCCUCCAAAAACCGCAGCAUACACACAGACAGCAGCUGCUAAUGCCAGCGACAGCAACAAGUGGAGCAACUAUUUUCUGCAUGAGCCUUAUGGACCGCAUACUUAUGCCUUUGGCUAUGAGCUGCAGGAUAAGGCAACAGGCAAUGUGCAGUUCAGAGAUGAGCGGCGUUAUCUAAAUGGCAGUUUGGAGGGCAGCUAUGGCUAUGUGCGUCCCGAUGGACUUGUGCAAGUGACGCGCUAUAGAGCUGAUGAAGCGAGCGGCUAUUUAGCGCAGACACAAACCUUUGCAGCGGGCGAGGAGGGAAACUUGGAAGCAACGCCGCAUUGGCCUACCAAGCGACCUGAUUUAUUCAGAGAGCAGCAUGUUCGACAGCCAGCGCAGAAUGUAAGCUGGGAUGCUAAGCAGCAUUUGAAUGUAAGCGUAGAUGCUGUAGAGCAUGAGCUUGCCGAGCAGCUAAAGCAGCAGCUUGGAUUGGACUUGAAUCAUAUAAAUGUAGCGCAGGAUGUGCAGCCAGCAGUUCUAGAUAUAGUUAAUGGCAAGACGCAGCUGCAAGGCAAUGCAAGUUUGCAAAGCUUGCAGAAUUUGCUGCCCAAGGAGCUGCCCAUAGUGCCAUUUGAACUGCCAGUGGAGCAGCUAAUUAAAAAAGCGCCAGCGCCUAAUGAUGAAAAGGCUUUGCCGCUAGCAAAACUCAGCAGCACUUUAGCCACACCCAAACCUUUGAGCAGCAAUGCGAGCGCCAAUUGGUAUCAGCAAAUCAUUCAAGCAAAUCGUCGUGAAUUCCUUAACCCACUAACGCCCACAACAUAAGUAGUUAGGUAAGCUGUUGCCGCAAACUUCUUUCACUUUUCAUUGAGCUUGAAUAAUUUGCGCUGCCGCACGCUUUGCAUAAGCAGCUAGAAGAAUGCACAUAAAAAUUACUAUAAAAGCAAACAAUAAUUGCAGACAGCAACAUGAAACACUUUGAAUACACUAACAACAAAAAAUAGAUAAAGUUGUAAGCACUAGACAAGGCAAUAAAUAAACUAAAGUGCUUUGAAUUAAUAUAAGGCGAGAGUUAACUUUAAAAUAAACCAAAUAAAAUCUUAUAGUUUCAUAUCGAAAAAAGUUUCUAUAGUUAAUAAU